AUGGUUGGAAAACAGACACAGAGACAUCAUCCUCAAACGUUCACAAAUGUUUUAACACCAGAACGAAUACCUGAAUUUUGUAUACCUCCCAGGCAUCAAAGCCAGAAAGACCUGAAAGUCAAACCUCAUUAUUUGUCCAUCCCUGACCUCAGUAGCUCAGUAUUUGAAGCAAUAAAGCCUUGCUCCUUUGAUACACAUAUUAUCCAAGUGGAUAGUGUUGAAGAAUCUCUCGAAGAAGAUAAUACUAAUGCUGAUCCUCAAUCACAGGCUGCUCUGUCAUUACCCCAUCUACUAAAAGCACCUACCUGCUAUGGGUUUUGUACCUUGUUGGAAAGCCCAAACACAAGAAGAAAAGAGUCACUUUUUCACAACGAUCCUGCUAAUCCACCCAUUUUGCUACCUCGAUCUCGAUCUAAUACCGUCUCAUGCAAAGAAAUAACUUCACAGAAUAAGUUCACUACAAAAUCAAGGCCUCUGAGACGUUCUGGUACUUUAGAUAGUGAUACAACUUCAUCUACUGAGUCAUCACCAUUAAGCUCUCCUCUUCUUUACAGAUCCCUUCCUAUGUCCCUGUUAAAAGCUUUUAACCAAGAAAAAAUCUUCUCCAGAGCUUUGAAAGUUGGGUGCAAGUCUUCUUUCAGGAAUAACUCAGUGUCUAGUGAUGAAGACAGUUCAACAGAUAGCAGCCCAUGUGUCACCAGAAGACCUUCCCAAGAGUGGACACUGCAUCCUCCUGCACAUUCUCACACAGGUCUGUUGUUAACUCUGAAUCAGUUCCCUAUGGAUAACACUUUAACUUUGGACACCGGAGGAAUAUUGCGUUUGUCCACUGAAUACAGAGCUGAAAGCCUAAGGCUCCGUAUCCGACUUGUUAGUGCUGAGGGACUUUACAGAGAGUCUGUAGAUUCGAAACAUAUCAAUUGCAGUAUUUCCUUAUCAGUCGUACCUGGGAAAAACCAAAAGCAAAGAAGCACCUUGAUCAGAGGAAGCCGAAACCCAAUCUUCAAUGAAGAUUUCUAUUUCGAGGGCCUUGAAGCUCAUGAUCUUCUCCAGAAAACAUUGAAAAUUAAAGCCCUAAAUAAGGGAUCUGGUGUACGAAGAGAAACUAUCCUAGGGAGAAGCAAACUCCAUCUUCUCAGUGUUCUAGUGCUCUAA
Staurois parvus is the source of this 1155-nucleotide messenger RNA. Lineage: Eukaryota; Metazoa; Chordata; Amphibia; Anura; Ranidae. The record is from the annotation of a GenBank genome assembly.